Nicotiana attenuata is the source of this 2296-nucleotide messenger RNA. Its product is annotated as probable protein phosphatase 2C 55. The coding region runs from base 433 to 1986 and encodes 517 amino acids. NCBI's taxonomy places the organism in Eukaryota, Viridiplantae, Streptophyta, Magnoliopsida, Solanales, Solanaceae. The record is from RefSeq and is a predicted model, not a curated record. The transcript is spliced from 6 exons.
AAUGGUCACCAUUAAUGACAAGUAAAAGGAUUCUCAAAUUGGAUUGGAAAGUGAGAACUUUUCUGUGGUGAUAACAAUAGGGUUUGAUCUGUUGGUGGGAAAAUCCAACCGAAGCCUAAAAGUUUCUUCAGAGCACAGGAAGUUUCUGGACUUUAACGUUUGAGCUAACCCAACAGUUUAGAGAACUGUGAUUUAGAGAGAGAGAGAGAGAAGGCUGAAUUCUGAGUUAUUGUGAUUUUGGCUAACUUGUCUCUCUUUGGCUUUUGUUAUCUGUAAAGACCUCAGCAGGUGUCUGAGUUGUCAAGCGAAGACCAAAUUCAUGCUUGUUAAUAGAUGUACCGGGGCUAAUGAUAUCUCCUGUGUCCUGUGGUACUGGUUGUGUUUUCUCCUAUAAACGGGUGCGAGCAAGUUUUCUGUGGUUGAUAAGCUAAUAUGCCGAGUAAUUAUCUUUUUAGACUAGGUGGUGCAUUGAGGCAGGGAGUCCAGAAAUCCAUUUCUGGGCAAGAAAGCAGGCUCCAAGAUUUGGUGAACAUUUUGGUUGCAGAAGAGAGAUUGUUGUUCGGGAAGUUCUUCUGUUCUGUACCAUCUGCAAGAUUGUCUGACCUGCAUGUGAUUGUACGGCCUGGAACUUUAGCAGCUGCACAGGCAAAUUUGAAUAUAGUUAAUCAGAGAAAGAAUUUUUCAGUGGUCGGUGCUAUUCCUCGUGCAUUGUCUAUACCAUCUGUCUCAGGGCCUGCAUUUCAGGUCUGUGGCUAUCACAUUGAUCGCCUAUUAUCUGAGCCUACUCAAGUUUCUUUAGAGACUGACUCUCAUAAAGCUCGUAUGGCCAUUUGUGGUUCAAGAACUUCUGUUGGCUGUUCCUCGAGUAAAAUGACUUCAAGGCAUCUCAACCCUUGCUUUUCAGUAAAUAGUCCGAUUACUUUGUAUAGCAAUAGAAAUUUCGACAAUUUUCGAAAAGCCAGCAUGAGUUUGAGGAAUAACAAUCAGCCCAGCAACUUUGUUGUCUAUGGAUAUUUCACAUACAAUGUUGUAAAGAGCAAGGGCAAUUCAAAUGUUUAUGAAGGAUUGGGAUUGAAGGGUUUUCAUAGUUCUUCAGCUGCAUCUAUCUCUGCUGGCGCUGCUCCUGAUGUGUCCUUUGAUAACUCUCUGCGUGAGGUACACCCUGCAAGUUCAGCAAAUUCUCCAGAACAAAAUAUCCAUAUCGAUCGAAGCCUGAAGCUUAAUUCAGGAUCAUGUUACCUGCCUCAUCCUGAUAAAGAAGAAAAAGGUGGCGAGGACGCUCAUUUUAUUUGCAUCGAUGAACAAGCAAUUGGCGUAGCUGAUGGUGUUGGUGGAUGGGCUGAUGUUGGUGUUGAUGCUGGGCAAUACUCUCGAGAACUCAUGUCAAAUGCAGUAAGUGCAAUUCGCGAGGAACCAAAAGGUUCAGUAGAUCCAGCCAGGGUCCUGGAGAAAGCUUAUACACACACAAAAGCCAAAGGGUCCUCAACUGCCUGUAUUAUUGCCCUUACAGAUGAGGGUCUCCACGCCAUUAAUUUAGGAGAUAGCGGAUUCCUGGUCGUUAGAGAUGGAUGUACUGUUUUCAGAUCACCCGUGCAGCAGCAUGAUUUCAAUUUUACAUUUCAGCUAGAGUGUGGUAGUGCUGGUGACUUACCAAGCUCUGGGGAGGUGUAUAAAAUACCAGUUGCUCCAGGAGAUGUCAUCAUAGCUGGCACCGAUGGGUUGUUUGACAAUUUGUAUAACAGCGAUAUAACUGCAAUCGUGGUGCAUGCCACGAGAGCUGGCUUAGCACCUCAGGUUACAGCUCAGAAGAUAGCCGCAUUGGCUCGACAAAGGGCACUGGACAAAAACAGGCAAACUCCUUUCUCUGCUGCAGCUCAAGAAGCUGGCUUCCGUUACUAUGGUGGGAAGUUGGACGACAUAACUGUGGUUGUGUCUUACAUAACCAGUUACAAAAAUGGAAACUCCAACAGCUUGAAGAUUAGUUAAAGAGGUUUUCUCACAUCAUUGGGCAACACCGGUGCGCGUCUUUUGUGAAAUUCAAACUGCUUGACGAUCAGUUUAGAAGCUUCAUGUAACACGCACGUUUGAGGAUGCAAUUCUAGUGCUCUUCCACUUGUAUAUAUUAGUCUUUUGGCAAUUCUCUACCUUUCCUUUCCAUACUCCAAACCACACCCUAUACAGAAUCCUUGAGCCCCUUUGUCCCUCUGUGGAGAAGGUUAGGAGUAUGUUGAAUGAAGUGUACAAAUAUGAGAUGAAUUUUUUUGGUGGUUAAUGAAGGUUUGGACUUUUCUGGUAA